ACCGGCUCUGCGGUGUGUUUAAGUCAACGUCCGCGGUGUUCCGGAGUGGACUGCGUUUCUCAUAGACCCUGGGGGAGUUUGUGAACCUCAUCCUCUGGUUCAUUUUCCUUUAUGCUUUCGGUCACCGUUUUCCUUGUGAUUUGGAGUCCAGAUGUGAGACAAAGACGUUUUUAGGGGGAAAAAAAGGCUCUCAAUGCAAGGUAAUGGAAGGAAAAUCUUGACUUGGAGGACUCCCAAUUCCAGAAAUAACUGGCAAAAUAAAAGCACGAUUUAGGCAAGGGUCUCAAGACUGAGAUCUUAGCUAAAUGGAAAUAAUGGCUGGAAAUGGAACCAAUUAUAAAAAAGCGAAUCCAAUGACAUGGAUGUCUGAUUUUUAUCUACCACACCGCCCCCACCUCCCAUUUCAUUAAAAAUAAAACAACAGAAAACAGCUUUUUAUCUCUGUUCAGAUCAGAUCAUUUCUAUUGCUCCACCUUCAAGUUUGCUGGAUUCUCUCCUCUAUAAUCUCCAUUUGGCUAUUGAGCCCAUUUGGUAUUACCCCAGGAGAAAUGGAAACAUGCCAGCUUUAUACAUAAUAUGUAAAACCUGGAAAUACAACAAAUGUUCACCAAGAGAAAAAUGCAUACACAAAUUGUGACAUUCACACAAUUGAAUGUUCAGAAAUGAAAAGAAUGAACUACACAUUAAUAAACCUUACAAAACUAGGAUGUGAAAAAGAGAAUUGCAGAACUGACAGAACUAAAAUGUGGGCAUGUAUAUCAGAACUAUUGCGGGGGCAUCUAGGUGAAGCCUCCCAAUUCGCCUCAGGUCAUGAUCUCAUGGUUUGUGAAUUCGACCCCCCCCUCCCCCCGCCCCCCCGUGGGGCUCUGUCUUGACAGCUCAGAGCCUGGAGCCUGCUAAGGAUUCUGUGUCUCCUCUUUCUCUCUGCCCCUACGCCGCUCGCGCGCGCUCUCUCUCUCUCAAAAACAAACUAAAAAAAAAAAAAAGAACUUUGGCUGUCUAUGCUGUGAGACUGGAAAAGGACACGAGAGAACUUCCUGGCAGCGAUGGUAUAAAAUACACACCAGGGCAGGCAUACACAUACCCAGCGUCUGCUAUAUGCCAGACGCCAUUCUGGGUGCUGGGUCUUUCUCAAGGGGCAAAAACUGACAAAACUCGUCAUCUCUGGUUCACGACCACGGGGUCCCGCACACACAGGCCUGAGUGAAGAGAAACCUCGACAGGCACCGGCUCCCGUUUCUCACCUCAGCCUUCCCGCCCGAACUGCAGUACCCUCCUCAGCCCUUCUCGGCCCGACAUCCCUCAGCACGGAUUCGAUUGCCUCCCGGGCCCUCCUCAACCUGGAUCCGAUUCCCUCAACGCUCCUGGGUUAGGGUUUCCGGUUCUCUCCCGGUCUUCCCAGACUCAGGCAGCCUCCGUUUUCCUCCUUGCCCCGCCUCUGGCAGGCUUCCGCUUCCCUUUACUUUCCUCCCUGCCCAGGUUUCCGAUUACUUUCUCGGCUUGGGCUCUAGUUUAUGCAAAGACCUCUCGCUCCCACGAAACCAUCACCCGGCUCUUUCAUGUUUUAAGAACCGCCAGCGGCAACCUUCCGCGGAGGACGAAAGAUCAGCCCACCCGGAACUCUCAGGAGUUUCGGAGGCGUGACGUGAAAUUCGCGACGGUUGUACUCUGCCGCGCUCGAAAACCAGAACAUUUUUUUUAGUGUUGGACUACGUUUCCCACAAGCCCCAGAGCCACGAAUGGACUUCGACUUUUGGUUCCGCUUCCGGUAUCUUCGUGGUUAUUGGGUUUUGCCUGGUGAGUUAAGGUGAUCCAGGUCGGGUUGCGGGAGGAGCUCGCGGUAUGGAGGUCCUAAGCUCCCGGGGCGCGGUUCUGCAAGAGAAGCCUCCUGAAGUAGAGGAGAUUGUUGCUACUUAACAGCGCGUUCAAGUUUUGACAGGGAGCAUGUCAUUGGAGCUCCUCAUGCUGUCAUGGCAGAAAUGGAAUUCCCUGACCAAUUCCUUACAGUUCUAAGCAUGGACCAUGAAUUGGUGACUUUCAGGGAUGUGGUCAUCAGCUUCUCUCAAGAGGAAUGGGAAUAUCUGGAUUCGGCUCAGAGGGACUUAUAUUGGGAUGUGAUGAUGGAGAACUAUAGCAACUUGGUCUCACUGGAUUUGGAGUCCAAGUAUGACACAAAGUAUUUAUUUAAUGGAAAGGACAUUAUUGAAAAUAAUGGUUUUCAGUGGAAAGUAACAGAAGGUAAAUUCAUUGGUUUGGAGAGCUCCAUUUUCAGAAAUGACUGGCAAAGCAAAAGCAAGACUGAAGUACAAAGACCUGAAGUGGGAUAUUUCAGCCAAAUGAAAAUCAGCUCUGAAAAAGUGCCAAAUUAUAAACAUCAUAAAUCUCUUAUAUCACAUCAGAGAAUUCAUGAAAGCAAGAAACCCUAUGAAUAUAAGGAAUAUGAAAAGGUCCUUAGCUGUGACUUAAGUUUUGAUGAAUGUGAGAGAAUACAUACUGGUGAGAAAACAUAUCAGUGUAAUGCAUAUUGGAAAACCUUUGGAGAUGACCCACAUACCCUACAACUGAACAUUCGUACUGGUGUAAAACCUUGUAAAUAUAUGGAAUAUAGGAAUCCAUUUAGUUUUUAUGAAGACCUUAGUAUACACCAGAAAAUGCAUGAUGAUCAGAAGUGCUAUAAAUGUAAGGAAUUUAAAAGGACCAUUAGAAGAGUUGAAGAAAUAACUCCACUAAAAAUAAUUCAUGAUGGUGAGAAAGCCUAUGAAUGCACUUUCUGUGGGAAAUCCUUUAGAGUGCAUGCACAACUUGCUCGACACCAGAAAAUCCAUACUGAUGAGAAACCUUACAAAUGUAUGGAAUGUGGCAAGGACUUUAGAUUCCAUUCACAGCUAACUGAACAUCAGAGAAUUCAUACUGGUGAGAAACCGUACAAAUGUAUACAAUGUGAGAAGGUCUUUAGAAUUAGUUCACAGCUUAUUGAACAUCAGCGAAUUCAUACAGGCGAGAAACCUUAUGCAUGUAAAGAAUGUGGAAAAACCUUUGGGGUAUGUAGAGAACUGGCUCGACAUCAGAGAAUUCAUACUGGAAAGAAACCCUAUGAAUGCAAGGCAUGUGGAAAAGUCUUUAGAAACAGUUCAUCCCUGACUAGACAUCAGAGAAUUCAUACUGGUGAGAAACCCUAUAAAUGUAAGGAAUGUGGGAAAGCUUUUGGAGUAGGUAGUGAACUUACUCGACAUCAGAGAAUUCACAGUGGUCAGAAACCUUAUGAAUGUAAAGAGUGUGGAAAGUUCUUUAGACUUACGUCAGCACUUAUUCAACAUCAGAGGAUUCACAGUGGUGAGAAACCUUAUGAAUGUAAGGUAUGUGGGAAGGCUUUUAGACAUAGUUCAGCCCUUACUGAACAUCAGAGAAUUCACACUGGAGAGAAACCUUAUGAAUGCAAAGCAUGUGGGAAAGCCUUUAGACAUAGUUCAUCCUUUACAAAACAUCAGAGAAUUCAUACUGGUAAGAAACCCUAUGAAUGUGAGGAAUGCGGGAAUGCCUUUAAUCCUGAAGCAGAUCUCCUUCAGCAUGAUCAAAUUCAUACUAGAGAGAAACCUCAUGAAUGUAAUGAAUGUGGAAAAACCUUCAGCCUGAAGGAAAACCUCAUAGAGCAUAAGAAAAUGCAUACUGGAGAAAAAUCACAUGAAUGUACUGAAUGUGGUAAAGUAUUCUCUCGAGUCUCAUCCCUUACUCUACAUUUGAGAAGUCAUAGAGGAAAGAAACCAUAUAAAUGUAAUAAAUGUGGAAAAGCCUUCACUUCUAUUCAGAUGUCAAGCCUCAUUAAACACCAGAGAAAUCAUACUGGAAACAAACCCUAUGCGUGUAAGGAAUGUGGAAAAGCCUUCAAUGGCAAAUCAUAUCUCACCGAGCAUGAGAAAAUCCAUACAGGAGAGAAACCAUUCGAAUGUAAUCAAUGUGGAAGAGCCUUCAGCCAGAAGCAGUACCUCAUUAAACAUCAGAAUAUCCACAGUGGAAAGAAACCCUUUAAAUGUAAUGAAUGUGGAAAAGCCUUUAGCCAGAAAGAAAACCUGAUUAUCCAUCAAAGAAUACAUACUGGAGAGAAACCUUAUGAAUGCAAGGGGUGUGGGAAAGCUUUCAUUCAGAAGUCAAGCCUCAUUAGACACCAGAGAAGUCAUACAGGAGAGAAACCCUAUAUAUGUAAAGAAUGUGGGAAAGCCUUCAGUGGCAAAUCAAAUCUCACUGAGCAUGAGAAAAUUCAUAUUGGAGAGAAACCCUAUAAAUGUAAUGAAUGUGGAACAAUCUUCAGGCAGAAGCAAUACCUCAUUAAACAUCACAAUAUUCAUACAGGAGAGAAACCCUAUGAAUGUAAUAAAUGUGGAAAAGCCUUCUCUCGAAUCACAUCACUUAUUGUACAUGUGAGAAUUCAUACGGGGGAUAAACCUUAUGAAUGUAAAAUAUGUGGGAAAGCCUUCUGUCAAAGCUCAUCUCUUACUGUUCAUAUGAGAAGCCAUACGGGUGAAAAGCCCUAUGGUUGUAAUGAAUGUGGAAAAGCCUUCUCUCAGUUCUCAACUCUUGCUCUACAUAUGAGAAUCCAUACUGGAGAAAAACCUUAUCAGUGUAGUGAAUGUGGGAAAGCUUUUAGCCAGAAGUCACAUCAUAUUAGACACCAGAGAAUUCAUACUCACUAAAGCUCGAUAAACGCCUUGAAUUUAGGAAAAACUUCAGCAAAACUCAGACUUAAUGGUAUACCAGAAAUUCAUUUUAUAAUAAAGUGGCUUGAAUGUGGAAAAUACUUCAACAAAUCAAAACUUAAAUACUAACAAUUUUAAUAAGUAUCAUAGUUUAAAAACCUAUGCUCCCAGAACUCCCACAGCAAACAUUGUUAAUGAUGUACUUUUAGGAGCAAUCUCAUUGAAGUAAGUAUGGAUCCAGUCAUGGACACUAAGCAGCAUGGUUCUGGAAGGCCUACCUGAUGCGUUAAGACAAAGAUAUGAGAGGUAUAAAGAUUUUAAAUUAAGAGACAAAAUUGUCAUUUUUAAAAUUUUUUGCUACAGAUGUAAUCAAAAGUAUUUGUUCUUGAUGCAUUCAUAGAAAUCAAAGAUUGGGACAGAAUAUUGUAUUCAGAAACAUGCAUGCCUUUAUGGGGAAUUGGUAAUUGAUAGAGAUGAUAUCAAAAGUUAGGGGAAUUAUGGAUGAUUCAAAAAAUGGUCUCAGGGUAACUGAUUCUUCAUGUGGAAAAAAUAUUGGAUCUCUGCCAUAGUAAUACAUUAAAGAAUUUAUUAUGAAAUCCAAAAGUAUUGUAAAGACCAGAAUGCAAAAAGCAAAACUUGGUAACAUAAGAAUUUUAUAGGAGAAUGUUUUUAAAACCUCCAGUAGGAAAGAAUUUCUAAAAUAGAUUCCAGAACACACACUCUUGAGUGUACAUGCAUAUACCCAAGAAACUGAUACAUGUACUUAAGUUAGGGAGUCAUGUAUCUUUAUGUUCAUUGCAGCAUGAAUUACAUUAGCAAAAAAUUGGAAACGUGUGUUGCUUGUGAAAUGGAUAAAUACAAUGUGAUAUAGGCACACAGUAGAAUAUUCUCUAGUAGUUCAGUAUAACAUAACAGAUUAUAUAUAUAAAUAGAAAGACCUGAAAAAUCAUGUGGCGUGAAAAAAAUGAGAUCAAUAUGUUAUAAUCGUUAGCUUUGUGAAUUUGAAUGAAAUCAACACUAUUGUUAAGCAUUAGUUAUGGAAGAACAUUUUUAUGGAAAACUGAAGAAUGGAUUGGAAGGAUACACACUCAUUUCCCAAAAGUGAUUGCCUCUAGAAAGAAAGGUAGCAGAAAAGAAAUGGGACCAAGCAUGGUUAUUAAAGGAUAUUUCAGUUUUGUAUCUAAAUACCAUCAUUAAAAAGAAAUAAAGAUUCCAACUAAAUAUAACAAAAUGUUAGUUAACUCUGGGUUGUGGUAAUAUAUGUGUUCUAUUGUUUGUGCUAUUCCUGAAAAUUAAAAAAGAUAAAGAUAUGAGUAGGAAAGUUGUACAUGCAGUACAUGUAAUAAUGGACUCACAACCCCAGGCAGAUACUACUAUUUUAUAGAAAAUAUUUCUAAAAUCAUACCUUUAUUAGAAGUUAUUUUUUUUUAAUUGGAUGGUAGCUUAAAUUAUUUAAAUGUACUCUUGCAUGUCACAUCACUAAUAUGUGUGGUCUCAGAAAUUAAAGCAUGAUUCUGCAACAGGUUAAGUGGGUUACAUACAUUUAAGAAUCAUAUGAUUUAAUAAUACUUGCACAGACUUGAUACUAAGAACUAGUUUUUACUGAAACAUCAGAAAUUUUAAGAGUCCACAUAACCAGUAUUAAUAAUUUGAUAUUUUUUAAAUGAAGAAACCAAGUUACUCUUAAAUUUUUAAAUAUGCCACUGAGUAAAACUUCAACUCUUGCAUUUUACCUUCAAUUUUAACCUCAGAGAUUUUUAUUCUCUAUUCUGCCAGAUAUAAUUGAUAAAUCCCGUUUGUUUGUUUCUUUGGUGAAAAUGGUGCUAAAAGAGAUCUGAGACCUAAACAGUAUUGUUUUAUGUGAAGCAAAUCUUUUUGCCAAUUUUUGUUUACUUGAUCCCUUUCUACAACAACUUGACACAUAAAGAGUUGUUAAUGCUCUUUUUGAACAGUGAUAAAAAUGAGUAUGCAAUAUUUAAACCUUAGGCAUAUGUCAAAUAUAUCAAUUUCUUUGAAAUACAAAAUAAUGAAAUGCUAAUAAAACCAUAGUACUACACCACUUAUUAGCAGUUUUGAAGAUUGGUCUUAAGAUUAUAAAUUCCAGGGGUUGCUUAUGUGUUUACAUGAAUCUAAAUUAUCCUCUAUUUUCUUCCAUUCUUCAUUAAACAUUCCCCUUGUAUUUCUUAAGUGUUUUGCCCUUCCAUUUGUACAGCUUUGAAGUCACCAGAGCAAUUUAGAACUCUUAAUUCAGACCAAACUAGGAGGAUUACCUUUUGGUGCCUGCAGUGGGUUGGUGCCAAGGUGCAACAAUGAUUACGAUAGAUAGAGUAAGAUGAGUAACACCUGUGAUACUGUAUACUGUAAAUUUACUCUGAUAUUCCCUACUGAUUCAACUUGUUGCUAGUUAUUUGCCACCACAAACAACCCUACAGUAAACAUUUUUUUUUUAACAUUCUUAAAAUCAGACCUUACAUUUCAGAUGUUUUUAUUUCUGAGGCAAAAGAUUGUUAGAUUAAAGGACAUAUACUGUUUUUUAAUUUUAAUAGAUAAUAUCGGUCAUUUUCAGAAACACAUCUUUCCUCUAACCCUGCAAUAGAUGGUAAUAUACUACUUAAAUUUAUGUUUGUCUGAUGAGCAUACACCUCAACUGCUCCUAGAUUUGCUGCUUUGUAAAUUUUUGCAUUGUUGGCUCAUUUUCCUAUAGGAUUAUUUAUCUGUCAAUUUUAAAGAUCUCUUUAUAUGUUAGACGUUAGGAAUUUGCCUAAUUUUUGUCAUAAAAAUAUUUUUCCAUAAAAAUAUCUUAAAUUUCUGUGUAAUCAAUAUGUAUUUUUUCUAAGCUUACGGAUUGGUUAAAAAGAUACUUUAAUCUCUAGAUUGUAUAUGUAAUUUUUCUUAGGUUUUCUUGCAAGUUGUUUAUUGUUUACUUUUUUCAAUAUGUAAAUAUUUAAUAUAUCUAGAAUUUAUUUUUUAAUGUCCUAUAAAAUGAAGAUUCAUUGUUAUUUUCUUCCAGAUGGGUUUCCAGUUAUACAAGCACAAUUUGUUAAAAUAACCCAUCUACUCAGCAGUCACAUAGUUCUGACACCAAUCUGCGGUGUCCACCAACAGCAAUCACAGAUUUGAACUGGCAAUCAAAAAAACAGAAUAGGCUUUAACCCAACAUUAGGUUUAUUAUUAGCUUUGUCCUGAUCAAAACAACAACAGCAACAACAAAACCACCUUUACAAUACUGCAACUACCCAAGCAAAGAUAGAUUCGAGGACCUAUGUACUGCUGAAGUGAGAAAAGGUCAGAAUGGGUGCAGUUCACCUAAGCCCUGGGAAACAACGUUCUCACCCAGGAUAUCUUACUAUAACCCAACACUGUAUCUGCAUGGUGUACCCCCAUCACAUGGGGCACACCCAGUUGUAAGACUGAAACCCACUUAAGCACAGGGAAGCUGCUACCUUGUUUUCCCAAGACUUAUGAUACCUUAGUCAUAUAGGCUAGCCAUGUCUUCAUGCCAAUUCACAGCUCUUCCCUCAUCUAGGUACAGGAUACAAAUGAAUCUACAGUAGUAUUUUCUUCAAGGAAACUGGUAUGAAGGCAAAUCUAAGGUUCUCUUUCUACACAUGGGUCAGUAGGAAAGGCCUGUUGUUUUUACCAGUACCAUCCCUUUCCUAUUUAACUGACUCAGUUAUGUGAUCCUUUAACCAUAUGAUCUUUUUCUCAUUCAACUGAAACUGCUUGUAGUUUCACUUGUACCAAGACCUGUCCUGUAUUUUCAUUUCACUAAUUUAUUUUUCUACUUCUAUGCUAAUACCAUAUUAACUGAUAAACUGAUUUAACACUAGUCUUACUGCAUUUUGAUACUGCAUAUUAGACCAAGUCCUCGCUGUUUUUCAUAGUUUUAUUGGCUAUUCUAGUUUUCUUUCUAUAUAAAUGAAGAUGGUGUUCUCAAAAUACAAAAACUCUUUGAUAGUUGGAAUUACAUUAAAUUUAUAUAUUUAUUUUGAGAGAAAUGACCUUUUUUAUUUUGUCUUCCUGACCCAAAUUGUAGUGUGCCUUUGCAUUUCUUCAAACUAUGAUCAUGUCCUUCAGCAUGAGAGUUCUGAACAAAGUAAUCUGAAUGCCAUCCCUACUUAAUAUUAUAUUAUAGAAAAAGUUUGUUAGUUGGGUGAAUAAGAAAAAUUCCUAUUAUGGACUAAAUGUUUGUAGCCCCCCAGAAUUCAUAUGUUGAAGCCCUGAUUUCUAUUGUGAUGGUGUUUGGAGAUGGGGCUCUAAGGAAGUAAUUGGGUUGGAAUUAGGUCAUGAAGGUGGGACACUCAUGAUGGGAACAGUACCCUUAUAAGAAGUGGGAGAGAGAUUAUAAGAACAUAAAGAGAUUUCUUUCCAUUUGUAUACACAAGUCCUGUGAGUGCAGGACUUCUUUCUGUAGACAGAAAGAAGCUGUCUACAUACUAGGAAUUGGACCUUCACAGGAUUUGCCAGCACUUUGAUCUUGGGAUUUCCCAGCUUCUAUAACUGUAAGAAAUAAAUGUCUGUUUAAACCA
This is a messenger RNA of Felis catus (domestic cat), 9220 nucleotides long. It is a transcript of the gene ZNF260, whose product is annotated as zinc finger protein 260. The record is from RefSeq and is a predicted model, not a curated record. The coding region runs from base 1971 to 4688 and encodes 905 amino acids. NCBI's taxonomy places the organism in Eukaryota, Metazoa, Chordata, Mammalia, Carnivora, Felidae. Gene Ontology annotation, cellular component: nucleus. Gene Ontology annotation, molecular function: RNA polymerase II cis-regulatory region sequence-specific DNA binding; DNA-binding transcription activator activity, RNA polymerase II-specific. The transcript is spliced from 10 exons. Gene Ontology annotation, biological process: regulation of transcription by RNA polymerase II.